AUGGCGACGGCUAAAAUGGCCAAACUUCAGCAGCAACAGCAGCAGUAGCAGCAACAGCAGCAGCAGCAACAACAGCAACAGAAGCAGCAGCAGCAGCAGCAGCAACAGCAGCAGCAGCAGCAACCAGCAGCAGCAACAGCAGCAGAAGCAGCAACAGCAACAGCAGCAGCAGAAGCAACAGCAGCAGCAGAAGCAAAAGCAACAGCAGCAGCAGAAGCAACAGCAGCAGCAGAAGCAGCAGCAACAGCAGCAGCAGCAGCAGCAACAGCAGCAGCAGAAGCAAAAGCAACAGCAGCAGCAGAAGCAGCAGCGCAGCAGCAGCAACAGCAGCAGCAGCAGCAACAGCAGCAGCAGCAACAGCAGCAGAAGCAGACAGCAGCAGCAGCAGCAGCAGCAGCAGCAGAAGCAACAGCAGCAGCAACAACAGCAACAGAAGCAACAGCAGCAGCAGAAGCAGCAGAAGCAGCAACAGAAGCAGCAGCAGCAGCGCAGCAGAAGCAGCAGCAGCAACAGCAGCAGCAACAGAAGCAGCAACAGCAGCAGCAGCAGCAACAACAGCAACAGAAGCAGCAACAGCAGCAGCAGCAGCAGAAGCAGCAGCAGCAACAGCAACAGAAGCAGCAACAGCAGCAGCAGCAACAGCAGCAGCAGAAGCAGCAACAGCAGCAGCAGCAGAAGCAGCAGCAACAGCAGCAGCAGCAGCAGCAGCAGCAGCAGCAACAGCAACAGAAGCAGCAACAGCAGCAGCAGCAGCAGAAGCAGCAGCAGCAGCAACAACAGCAACAGAAGCAGCAGCAGCAGCAGCAGCAGAAGCAACAGCAGCAGCAACAACAGCAACAGAAGCAACAGCAGCAGCAGAAGCAGCAACAGAAGCAGCAGCAGCAGCAGAAGCAGCAGCAACAGCAGCAGCAGCAGCAGCAGCAGCAGCAGAAGCAACAGCAGCAGCAACAACAGCAACAGAAGCAACAGCAGCAGCAGAAGCAGCAGAAGCAGCAACAGAAGCAGCAGCAGCAGCAGCAGCAGCAACAACAGCAACAGAAGCAGCAGCAGCAGCAGCAGCAGCAACAGCAGCAGCAGCAGCAGCAGCAGCAGCAGAAGCAACAGCAGCAGCAACAACAGCAACAGAAGCAACAGCAGCAGCAGCAGCAGCAGCAGCAGCAGAAGCAACAGCAGCAGCAACAACAGCAACAGAAGCAACAGCAGCAGCAGAAGCAGCAGAAGCAGCAACAGAAGCAGCAGCAGCAGCAGCAGCAGAAGCAGCAGCAGCAACAGCAGCAGCAACAGAAGCAGCAACAGCAGCAGCAGCAGCAACAACAGCAACAGAAGCAGCAACAGCAGCAGCAGCAGCAGAAGCAGCAGCAGCAACAGCAACAGAAGCAGCAACAGCAGCAGCAGCAACAGCAGCAGCAGAAGCAGCAACAGCAGCAGCAGCAGAAGCAGCAGGCAGCAACAGCAGCAGCAACAGAAGCAGCAACAGCAGCAGCAGCAGCAGAAGCAGCAGCAACAGCAGCAGCAGCAACAGAAGCAGCAACAGCAGCAGAAGCAGCAGCAACAGCAGCACAGAAGCAGCAGCAGCAACAGAAGCAGCAACAGCAGCAGAAGCAGCAGAAGCAGCAGCAGCAACAGAAGCAGCAACAGCAGCAGCAACAGAAGCAGCAACAGCAGCAGCAACAGCAGCAACAGCAGCAGCAGCAGCAGCAGAAGCAGCAGCAGCAGCAGCAGCAGCAACAGCAGCAGCAGCAACAGCAGCAACAGCAGCAACAGCAGCAGCAGCAACAGCAGCAGCAGCAGCAGCAGCAACAGCAACAGCAGCAACAGCAGCAGCAGCAACAGCAGCAGCAGCAGCAACAGCAACAGCAACAGCAACAGCAGCAGCAACAUCAACCCUCCUCAGAACAGAGGAAACAAGACUGCUUCCUCCGGCUCGAUGCUGACUGCGCUGGAAGCUCGUCAAAGAAACGCCGAUGUGGAGGAACCAGCAACCCUUCAGGCGCCGCGGGGACAUGCGAAACAACGCUGGAUAUCGAACACGCCGACAAACUGUGA
Molecule: messenger RNA, 2046 nt
Organism: Cyclopterus lumpus (lumpfish)
Lineage: Eukaryota; Metazoa; Chordata; Actinopteri; Perciformes; Cyclopteridae
Product: putative mediator of RNA polymerase II transcription subunit 26
Source: RefSeq, a predicted model, not a curated record